AUGGCUGGAAUGCUUAACUCCGCCGCCCCCACACGCAUCGGCAUCGGCAUCGGCAUCUUGCGCUCAGGCUGCUGUAAAGAACUUGUAAACCUUCUCGCGACCCGGAACGAUCGGCCCAUCGAUGGAGGGACGGCAAUGAGCGGGCCAAGACAGACAGACAGACAUCGCGCGGAUCUAAUGCCACCCAACCUGGCUCCACCUGGCUCUGCCUGGCUCCACUGGUCGAGCCGUGAGGCGACUCGGGCGAGCCCGAAACAGUCAACGACUCAACGCCCACUCGGCCCCACAAUGACCUGCGACGCGUCGAGCGUGAUCCAUGUCGCGAAACGCACUAUCAGACUCGAGAGCCUCGAAUGCGUAGCGAUCGGCGCGUCGGCCGUCGCAGUGCGGGUCAUGAGUGUCGAUUUAUCUCCCGAUUUUGCUUCCGAGACAGAGGAUGCCAGGCCGAUGAUGUCCGUGCGCGCGCGCGCGGGUGUGCUCGGGGCGCCGCUCGUCGACACUCGAGGCGCUGAUACCGUGGAAGCUCGCCCGGGGGAUCCCGCGGUGGCGAUGGCGGCUCAAAAUCCACAGCGUCCGAUAAGAAACAGCGCGAACGAAAAAGAGGAAACCACCAUGCAGACGAGCAAAGACGAUCUUCCUUGGUAUUCUCACAGCGAAAGCGCCGCGCUUUCAGAUCUCCUCCUCGACAAACGGAAGACCUCCCAGGACCGCGCUUGGCACGCCUCGGUACCUGAGAUCACACUAGAUCACAUCGCCCGACGCUGA
This is a messenger RNA of Heterobasidion irregulare TC 32-1, 765 nucleotides long. RefSeq lists its product as uncharacterized. The transcript has 5 exons. The coding region runs from base 1 to 765 and encodes 254 amino acids. The record is from RefSeq and is a predicted model, not a curated record. NCBI's taxonomy places the organism in Eukaryota, Fungi, Basidiomycota, Agaricomycetes, Russulales, Bondarzewiaceae.